Molecule: messenger RNA, 796 nt
Organism: Nicotiana attenuata
Lineage: Eukaryota; Viridiplantae; Streptophyta; Magnoliopsida; Solanales; Solanaceae
Product: cysteine-rich PDZ-binding protein
Exons: 4
Coding region: 104-394 (96 amino acids)
Biological process (GO): cytoplasmic microtubule organization
Molecular function (GO): microtubule binding
Source: RefSeq, a predicted model, not a curated record
UCAUCAAUUAUUCCUUUUCUUCCCCAAAUACGAAUUUGGCAGCAAUUAGAAAUUCUCUUUCUGCGUGCAUACUUUCAAUCGAUCAAACUCGCGAAGUGCAAUUAUGGUUUGCGAAAAGUGUGAGAAGAAGUUGUCCAAGGUAAUUGUGCCCGAUAAAUGGAAAGAAGGUGCCAGUAACACUACUGAAGGCGGCGGCCGUAAGAUUAACGAGAACAAACUCCUCUCCAAGAAAAAAAGGUGGACACCUUAUGGAAAUACAAAGUGCAUGAUUUGCAAGCAACAAGUGCAUCAAGAUGGCAAGUACUGUCAUACCUGUGCUUAUAGUAAAGGAGUAUGUGCAAUGUGCGGAAAGCAAGUUCUUGACACCAAGUUAUACAAACAGAGCAAUGUAUGAUGUGGACAUGAACGAUCUAACUUCGCUGUUACCUCAGCACUCUUAUUCUAGAGAACUGUUCUUUCUUUGUGAAUGCUAUCAAAUGUGACGAGAAGCAGUUAAUUCUGUAUAAUACUUAAAGAGCUGCAGUGAUUGAGGAGCGAGAAAUUGAUCUUUGGAAGCAUUAAUUUCAGUCAGUCUUCACUACCAAUCAAAAAAAAUAUAUAUAAAAAAAUCAGACAGUCUUCAUAAUUGAUUCUUUUGUGCUUUGGUCUCUCCUACCUUUUCCCCACUGUCUAUUGUAUUGACAAAAGGUUGGAUUGUCAUCGGUACGUAUCCUGAAAGGUUUAAGGGCAGUGCUCUUAGUUCUGUAACAAAUUUUGUGAAAAGUUGUGGCUUCUGAGCAACCCGGAUGGUUUGAAU